Cordyceps militaris CM01 is the source of this 1422-nucleotide messenger RNA. RefSeq names its product MFS efflux transporter, putative. Gene Ontology annotation, biological process: transmembrane transport. The coding region runs from base 1 to 1422 and encodes 473 amino acids. Gene Ontology annotation, molecular function: transmembrane transporter activity. The transcript is spliced from 3 exons. Lineage: Eukaryota; Fungi; Ascomycota; Sordariomycetes; Hypocreales; Cordycipitaceae. Gene Ontology annotation, cellular component: membrane. The record is from RefSeq and is a predicted model, not a curated record.
AUGAGCUCUACCCUUCUUCAGAGCCUCGUGGCGGUGCACUCGGUGGAGCCCGCGCCGCGCCGUCUCUCCUCCGAUACCACGGCGCUGCGCCAGACCCAGUCGGCUGCUCCGCACACGCCGGCCAAGGACACGGAGCUCCUCCGGCCGCUGCCCACCCGUCACACCGCCGAUGGUGCCAUGCCCUCGGCCGCCAUAGGUCGCCAUGACGAUUUGGAAAUGAGCUGCCCGGGCACGCCCGACACCCCGACAGACGCGGCCACCGUCGUGCCCACCGUCUGGGAGCCGUACAUGAACCGCUGGCGGCUGCUGCUGACGUGCACGACCGCUCUCGCCGAGGGCAUGAGCGACAGCGCCGCCGGUGCUCUCCUCCCCUACAUGGAAAAGUACUACAACAUUGGCUACGCCCAGGUGUCGCUCAUCUUCGUCGGGCAGGCGCUCGGCUUCGUCGUCGCCGCCUUUUUCCUCGACAGCCUGCGACAAGCCCUCGGGCACGCGCGCACGCUCGGCCUCGCGCAGACGCUCAUGACGCUCAGCUACGUGCCCAUGGUGGCCGGCGCGCCGUUCCCCGUCGUCGUGCUGGCCUUUUUCGUCGUCGGCUUCGGCAUCGCCGUCAACGUCGCCGUCGGCAACACCUUUUGCGGCGGCCUCGCCCGCGGCACCUUUGUGCUCGGCUGCAUGCACGGCUGCUACGGCCUCGGCGGCGUCGCCGGCCCGCUCGUCGCCACGUCCAUUGUCGCCGCCGCCGGCGCGCCCUGGACGCGCUACUACAUCCUCACGGCCGCCGUGUUUGCGCUCAGCAUCGGCGCCGCCGUGUGGGCGUUUGCCGGCUACGACGCCGAGCUGGUGCGGCGGCAGCAGCAGCAGCACAGCGGGAGCAGCAGCAGCAGCCGGCGGGACGCGCUCUGGAGCAUGGCCGAGGUGUCCAUCUCCGGCUGGGUUAUUUCGUUCCUGAUCGAGGCGCGCGACGGCACGCCGGCGUCGGUCGGCUACGUCAGCGCCGGCUUCUGGGGCGGCAUCACGCUCGGCCGCUUCCUGCUUGUCGCGCCGGCGCAGCGCAUCGGCGAGAAGCGCUUCGUUUACGGGCUCGUCGUCGGCGCCCUCGUCUUUGAGCUGCUCGUCUGGCUCGUGCCCAACGUCAUUGGCAAUGCCGUCGCCGUCGCCAUCGUCGGCGUGCUCCUCGGUCCCGUGUAUCCGUGCGCCAUGUCGGCCUUUUUGCACGGCAUGGCGCCCAAGGAGAUGCUCAGCGGCAUGGGCACCAUCAGCGCCUUUGGCAGCAUGGGCGGCGCCGUCUGGCCGUUUAUUGUCGGCCUGGUUGCGCAGGCCGUCGACACGUGGGUUCUGCAUCCGAUUGUCAUCUUUUUGUUUCUCGGCAUGCUGCUGUGCUGGUACGGUAUCCCGGAACCAAAGAGACGGAGCGAGUAA